ACAGCAGCGACGACGGCUGGGAGGUUGUGCGCUGGGGAGGCUGAGAAUGGGAUAGCGAGAGAAAGGGAGGGGAGUCAGAGACAUCAAAACAAGCCGCGGCAAAAGGCAAACUUCAAUGGUGGAGGCGCCGCGAGGAACCGUUGGUGGCCUCGCCUUCUGCCACGGGGCAGCCAACUUCAUUCUUUAGCCGUUGCACUUUGUGGAACCGAUUCUACUUCUAAGAAGCUGUGAAAGAGAGACUGUGGCCUAUAUAGUAUUCCAUUUCACUAGUGUUGAAGAACAGUGGUGACUGAAAAUGCCGCCUCCUACAAAUAUUGUGAAAGUAGCUAUAGAGUGGCCUGGUGCCUUUCCAAAAUUGAUGGAAAUUGAUCAAAAAAAGCCACUGACUGCAAUCAUAAAAGAAGUCUGUGAUGGGUGGUCUCUUGUAAACCAUGAACAUUAUGCACUGCAACAUGCUGAUGGCUCCAAUUUUUAUAUUACUGAAAAGAAUCGUAAUGAAAUUAAAAAUGGAGCAAUACUUCGACUAACAAUAUCACCGACCCAAAAUGCUCUUCAGCUCCAUGAGAGAAUUCAGUCUUCUAGUAUGGAUGCCAAGUUGGAAUCACUGAAAAAUUUAGCAAGUUACUCACGUGAUGUAACAUUUGCCCAAGAAUUUAUCAACCUAGAUGGGAUUUCACUGCUAACACAGAUGGUUGAAAGUGGCACUGAACGAUAUCAGAAAUUGCAGAAGAUAAUGAAGCCCUGCUUUGGAGAUAUGUUAUCCUAUACAUUGACAGCAUUUGUUGAGCUGAUGGAUCAUGGAAUUGUAUCUUGGGAUACUUUCUCUGUGGCUUUUAUAAAAAAGAUUGCAAGUUACGUGAGCAAGUUCCAAAAUGAUAUUGCUAUACUACAAAGAUCAUUAGCCAUUUUAGAAUCAAUGGUGCUGAAUGGUCAUGAUCUGUAUCAGAAAGUGGCACAAGAGAUAACAAUUGGGCAAUUAAUUCCACACCUACAAGGGGCUGAUCAAGAAAUUCAAACAUACACCAUUGCUGUGAUAAAUGCACUUUUCUUUAAAGCACCUGAUGACAGGAGGCAGGAAAUGGCAAAUAUUUUAGCACAGAAACAACUUCGGGGAAUCAUUUUACAACAUGUUAUCAGAGCUCAAAGGACCAUUAAUAAUGAAAUGGCACAUCAGCUUUAUGUUCUGCAAGUACUUACCUUUAACUUAUUGGAAGAUAGAAUGAUGACAAAAAUGGACCCUCAAGAUCAGGCCCAGAGGGAUAUCAUAUUUGAACUCCGAAGAAUUGCUUUUGAUGUAGAAUCUGAACCCAACAGCAGUAGUGGUAAUGUUGAGAAGCGUAAAUCCAUGUAUACCCGUGAUUACAAAAAACUUGGGUUUAUUAAUCAUGUGAACCCAGCAAUGGAUUUUACUCAGACUCCCCCAGGAAUGCUAGCCCUGGACAAUAUGCUGUACUUUGCCAAACACCAGCAGGAUGCUUAUAUCCGGAUUGUAUUGGAAAAUAGCAGCCGAGAAGAUAAGCAUGAAUGUCCAUUUGGUCGGAGUAGCAUUGAAUUAACAAAGAUGCUGUGUGAUAUCUUGAAAGUAGGAGAGUUACACUAAGAGUUAAUUCUGACU
This is a messenger RNA of Python bivittatus (Burmese python), 1615 nucleotides long. The record is from RefSeq and is a predicted model, not a curated record. NCBI's taxonomy places the organism in Eukaryota, Metazoa, Chordata, Lepidosauria, Squamata, Pythonidae.